Messenger RNA from Coccidioides posadasii C735 delta SOWgp, 771 nucleotides. It is a transcript of the gene LEA1, whose product is annotated as U2 snRNP complex subunit. Gene Ontology annotation, molecular function: U2 snRNA binding; protein binding. Gene Ontology annotation, cellular component: U2 snRNP. Gene Ontology annotation, biological process: mRNA splicing, via spliceosome. The record is from RefSeq and is a predicted model, not a curated record. NCBI's taxonomy places the organism in Eukaryota, Fungi, Ascomycota, Eurotiomycetes, Onygenales, Onygenaceae.
AUGCGUCUCACUGCGGAGUUGAUUCAAAACUCCCUUUCCUAUCUCAAUCCUUUGAAAGAGCGAGAGCUCGACCUCCGAGGCCAUAAGAUUCCUGUUAUUGAGAAUCUAGGUGUUGCGCGGGAACAAGAUGCAAUUGAUUUUACGGACAAUGAUAUAUCUUCCAUUUCAAAUUUCCCAUAUUCUCCCCGCCUACGAACGUUACUUCUAGCGCGAAAUCGAGUCUCGCAUAUUCAGCCUUCAAUCGCGCAGUCCAUACCGAACCUCACGACUCUUGUCCUUACUGCGAAUAAUAUAGGAGAAUUAGCAGAUCUAGAUCCAUUAAAGAAUUUAACAAGAUUGACGCAUUUGACUGUUCUGGAAAACCCCGUGACUAGAAAAGAGCACUACCGGUACUGGGUUAUCUGGCUCCUUCCCUCCGUCCGUUUCCUCGACUACCAAAAAGUCAAAGACGCCGAACGCGCCAAAGCCGCUGAACUAUUUGGCUCGCAGAGCCAGCCAUCCUCUCUUGCCUCUAAGAUCAUGGGCAUAAAAUCACGCACAUUCGAUGUCUCCGCAGCCAUCACGACGGGCACGGAACGUGGCUAUUCCCCGUCUCAAGUUAGCGAGAAGCCAGUACGCGUCAAGUUGACAGAAAAGGAGCGCAAGAGGGUAGAGAAGAUGAUCCGCGAGGCAAAGAGUUUGCAGGAGAUCGCGAGGCUGGAGAGAGAAUUAAACGAAGGACGGAUACCCAAGGGAGCGAUGGACGAUGAGGAUGUGGAUAUGACGAUGUAA